Alosa alosa (allis shad) is the source of this 1758-nucleotide messenger RNA. Its product is annotated as phospholipase A and acyltransferase 3-like. The coding region runs from base 301 to 816 and encodes 171 amino acids. NCBI's taxonomy places the organism in Eukaryota, Metazoa, Chordata, Actinopteri, Clupeiformes, Clupeidae. The transcript has 5 exons. The record is from RefSeq and is a predicted model, not a curated record. Gene Ontology annotation, biological process: N-acylphosphatidylethanolamine metabolic process. Gene Ontology annotation, molecular function: glycerophospholipid phospholipase A1 activity; A2-type glycerophospholipase activity. Gene Ontology annotation, cellular component: cytoplasm.
UAAACAGUGAGCUGUAUAAGAGACGAUUGAUGUCAUUGGUGUUUCUGCAGAUAAAACCAUUUUUAUUUAGAAUGUAACGUUGGGCAAUGCUCGUUGGGACGUUCUGAGUUUAAGAUGGUAAAUAGUAGCCUACCGUUAACACGACGUUAGCUGUUGAUGCCGAGGAAACAGGCUAGGCCUAGAUGGUCGUUUCUGUUAACAGAAAAUACGAAGAGGCUGUCACGAAAAAGGGCAAAGGGAAGUAAGAAAACACUACACAAGUGUGUCCUUGAGGCAAACCUUAUUUGAGCUUCGGUCAGCAUGGCACCAACUCUGUAUGAUGAGAAACCAGAGAUUGGGGACCUGAUAGAGAUCUUCAGAGGAACAUACCAGCACUGGGCCGUCUACAUUGGAGAUGGAUACGUCAUUCACCUGGCGCCACCCACUGAACAGGCACGUGGUGGGGCUUACAGCAUGAUGUCGGUGCUGUGUGACAAAGCCAUUGUGAAGAAGGAGGAAUUGUGGGAUGUUGUGGGAAUGGACCAGUACAGCAUCAACAAUCUCUUGGAUAACGAGUAUGAGCCGCGGCCAGCACACGUGAUCCAGCGGGAGGCCCAGACCCUUCUGAACCAGGAACUGCCCUACUGUGUUUUCCGAGGGAACUGUGAGCACUUUGCCACCGAGCUGCGAUACGGCAAGGCCCAGUCACGCCAGGUACGCAAAGCUGUUGAGGUUGGUGUCGGAGUGGGAAUGGCUGCUAUGAUUGGUGUGGGAGCUCUAGCUGUUGCUGCAGCCAUGUUUGGAGGUGGAAGCAAGCAGAAGGAAAGUAAGCGCUGAAUAUCCUUUCCUUGAAGUAAUACUAAGCACACUACCACCACCAGGCCUUUCUGACAAUAAAAACGCCACAUUUCUCAUACAUCUCUCUGGCGUGGACCCUGAAAUACAUCCGUGACUGGAGUAUGGAUCAGCUGACACACUGUCAGUCAUGAUUUGACAGAUUUUAUAGGUUUUUAUCUCUCUCUCUGUGAUGGUGCCAUAUGUUGGUUUAAAUAUUGAUUAAGCUGCUUUCUGUUAAUGUAAAUCUAUAUAAAUUAAUAUGUAAAAACUGUUGAGUCAGUUAAUGCACAUCUUACUCUGUGACAAAUGAUCAGAAUUAACACAAUUACUGGGUCUCCCUCCAACUCAAGCACAUUUUCAGCUAAAGAAACUGGACACUGAAGUUGUGCACAGCUGUGUAUCAGCUGGAAUCAAAACAUAAUGGUUGUCAGGGCAACUUUGACAGAAAAGCUAAAUAAAAUUGCAACAAAUGCCCAUUUCCAUCAACCUCUAUGCAUUAUACCCUAUGGGAAUUGGGAUACCCUCCUCUAGAACGUUGAUUUCAUAUACUGUUUUUAAGAUUUUAUGCAAAUUUAUGCAAAAAAACUUUUGCACACAGGAUUUCCUAUUCUUUUCUAUUCCGAGUCAAAAUUCAGUUACUGUCAGUAGGCAGAUCUGUUAGGCUACACAGCUGACAAUUCUUAGCUAUUGAUUGCCAUUUGAUUGAUAAAAAGUGACUGAUUUUAUCAUUUACUAGGUGUCAGGGUGUUUAAUAUAGUUAAAAGGGAAUGCAAAUAACUUUGCAGCAUUAUCUAAUAUUUGUUCACAGAAGACUGGAAUUUCAUAGUUGGCACAGCUUUUCUGUAAAAUAGUAAUAAAUGUGACUGUUUAUUAACAUUACAAUGUUACUAUGUGAUACAUUUCAUCAAACCCUUUGUCGAAAAUAAAAUGUUGUGAAACAUG